AUGAGGAUUAAGUUGGUCAGUGAGGGGUUUACGAUCCAUGCGUGUAGUGUGUAUGCACCGCAGGUGGGCUUGGAUGAGGAGGUGAAAGCAAGAUUUUGGGAGGCUUUGGACGAGGUAGUGAAAAGCGUUCCUAGCUCAGAGAAGAUUGUCAUAGCGGGGGACUUCAAUGGGUACUUUGGGGAUUUAUCGAGAGGUUAUAAUGAUGUACAUGGAGGUUUUGGUUUCGGCGAUAGAAAUAGUGAGGGGGUUGAUCUGUUGGAUUUUGCGAGGGCAUUUGGGUUGAUGGUUGUGAAUUUAAGCUUUCCGAAGUAG
Messenger RNA from Capsicum annuum, 312 nucleotides. Its product is annotated as craniofacial development protein 2-like. Gene Ontology annotation, cellular component: nucleus. Bases 1 to 312 code for a protein of 103 amino acids. The transcript has a single exon. NCBI's taxonomy places the organism in Eukaryota, Viridiplantae, Streptophyta, Magnoliopsida, Solanales, Solanaceae. Gene Ontology annotation, biological process: chromatin remodeling. The record is from RefSeq and is a predicted model, not a curated record.